UCAGUCUGAUGUUGGUGGUUGAGAGGGUGAUUGUUGACGUCUCCUCCUGGGCUCUCUCGCUCUUUAUUUGACUUUUAGAUCAAGGAACAACUUGACCUGCGCGGGUUGAUCAUCAAACUUGUCAACUUUGGUGUCUGUGAGUCAGGAGGACGACCGCCGCCCCCUGGAACAAAGUUUUACGUGUUUCAAGUUAAGCCAUCCAGUAAAUGCAACUACUAAAGGGAAUGACGAGGACGUGAAAGUGGGAUCGUGAGCCAUGGUGUAUAUAGGAGGUGGGAGAUUGUGGUGUGCGGGGUGGGUGGCAUUUUUCACACUCCAGCUGAUAUUACCCGCCCACACCCAGUUGGCUCACAACCCUCCACACACCCGAGCCUGGAACCAGGAGGACGACGGUCUGACACGGCGCCACCAAGCCGGUGGGACACCAACAGAGACAUCCCCUCGCAGAGCCUGGUGGGAAGAUUUGUCUGGGCGUCGCCAGACCCACCCCUCACCCACCACUACCCGCAACCCUGCCAGGGAUGGCCACCGUGGCUCUGAUCGCCAGAACACUGCCGGGCACGUCACUCAACAUGGUCGCCAAGAUGUAGUGAGCAAUGACUCUUUGCACCUAGAUCAUCAGGCAUCAAGACAGACUGUAAGGCGCCAACACAUAUCCCAACGACAGCAACAUCAUCAGCAACAACAACAACAACAACAACAACAUAACUUAGGCACACCACGCCGGGAGCAGCGACAGCCACAGCGUCGACUGGAACAUUAUCUCGCACAUCGCAGCCAUUCAUCCACAAGACGUCAACCAUUGUACCCCCAGCGUCCUGAUGUAACACGGCAACAUGAGGCUCACCAUGACCAUGGCCACACAGCACCACAACGUCGAACUGUAGACCACACGACUUCUGUUAGUAGUCACACAACACCCUCACGCCAACAUACCAACACAGCUUCUACACAGCAUCAUAAGAACAGCAUCCCACGGCAUCACACAAGUUCCCCUAAUAGUGAGCGUCGUCCCCAUCACGUUGAAGAAAAGGAGGAGAAAAAAACACCCACCACAACGGAGCAGGAACAGGGAGGAAGUGGUAAUGAGAGGCGGCAAAAGAAACUGUUCACUGCCCACCGCCCAUCACGCUCCUCAGGUGGUCGUCAACGUCCACCAAACAUUGUGUUGAUCAUGACAGAUGAUCAGGAUGUUGAACUGGGGUCCCUGAACUACAUGCCAUCCUUGAUGUAUCAGAUGAAGGAGCAAGGUGCCCACUUCCCCAAUGCUUACUGCUCAACUCCCAUCUGCUGCCCUUCACGCUCCUCCAUGCUCACAGGUCUCUACAUCCACAACCACGAGGUGUACACUAACAACCACAACUGCUCAUCCCGUCAGUGGCAAGAGACUCAUGAACGCAGGAGCUUUGCCACCUACCUCAGGGCUGCUGGCUACAGGACAGGUUAUUUUGGAAAGUAUCUCAACAAAUACAAUGGCUCCCACAUCCCAGCUGGGUGGCAAGAAUGGGCGGGGCUCAUCAAAAACUCUCGCUACUACAACUACACCAUUCAACGCAAUGGUCACUUUGUCAAGUAUGGUGACCAGUACCCUAAGGAUUACUACCCACAUGUGAUCACUAAUGAGGGCAUUCAGUUCUUAGAGAAAAAUAGGGCCUUGGACCCCUCACCACCAAUGUUAACUGUAUUGAGUUAUCCAGCACCCCAUGGACCAGAGGACUCGGCCCCUGAGCAUGCCCACCGCUUUUUCAACGCUACUGAUCACAAUACGAUGGCCUACAACUACGCUCCCAACCCAGACAAGCAAUGGCUGCUGCAGUUCAUUGGCCGCAUGCAUGACAUUGAACUUAAGUUUACUGAUCUGCUCAUGACUAAGCGACUUCAAACACUUCAAACUGUGGAUGAAGCAGUAGAGAAGGUAAUCAACACACUAGAUGCUCUUGGCGAACUGAACAACACAUACAUCUUCUAUACGAGCGACCAUGGCUACCACCUGGGCCAGUUCGGACUUGUCAAAGGCAAAUCUAUGCCUUUUGAGUUUGACAUUAAAGUUCCCUUCCUGGUGAGAGGUCCAGGCAUUAGACCAGGAACACAAAUUGAUAAAAUUGCUUUGAAUGUUGACCUGGCACCCACAUUCCUAGAAAUUGCAGGGAUUAAACCUCCACCUCACAUGGACGGUCGCUCACUCCUCCCCUUGCUCACUGGCAGUGGCUCGGAGACUUUUCCUUGGAGAGAUAACUUCUUGGUGGAAAGUGCAGGGCGUCACCGUGAGGAAGAUGCACUUAAGUUACGUCAAGAGCGUAGGCAGCACCGGGCACAGGGUCACAUUGGUACGGGAUCAAAGGGUGGCCUUUACACUUCAAAGCGUGAACGACUGGAGAUUAUAUGCCAGAGUGAGGAAUACCGCUCACCCUGCAAGCCAGAGCAGAAGUGGGAGUGUGUACGUGAUGAAUACAGUAGGUGGAGGCUCCAUAAGUGCCGCAAGAGCAAGGUGGGGGGGCCUAGUAGGACAAAGUGGCGGCAGCGCAAGUGUGUGUGUGAGCCCGAUCUAGGGAUGGGCUACCUCGUCAAGCUAGACUCAGCAGAAAGACGAAAGCAGAGGACAUUCCUGAAGAAACACACCACUCAAAAUCUGAGAAAUUAUGGCACCAAGUUCAUCAAAGUCUUCAGUGACGUGGACAGUAGGGAGAUACUGGAGCAGAGUAUUGGAUUGCGAGUACAACGCAAUUCACUAUUUUCACACUCACGUAGAAUCAGAUCCAGAAGGAGCACCAAUUUAGACUUGCCUCUGGAAGACAGCAACCCAGUAUAUGAAGAAGAUAUUGAUGAAGACAACGUUGACACCUUUGUUACUGAGGAAGAGAUAAGGGACCUUGACGUGACUAUUAACACCUUAUCAGAUGAACUAGAGAAUUUAGAGAGUGUGAGCAGCACUGCAGCGACCUCUGUGGCUGGUGGAAACAUGUCUGUUCUGGCUACUUCCCCAACUAAUGCGACUCCAGCAGAUGUUCGUCAUGGAUGCAGAGUUACAGGCACUUCUGUUGGUUGCACUGAUGAUGUUUACCGUGACCCUCAUGCUUGGAAACUGAGCAAAGUUGCUAUCAAUCAGCAGAUCCGUCGGCUUCGCCACCAGCUCACUGUUAUGAAGAACAUCAAAAAACAUCUUCAGGAUUCCCGACCAGAUUCUGUGGCAGAAUCAGAGGACUAUGAAGAAUAUGAUGAAACUGAAUCAUCUGGUGACUUUAAUAUGAUAAUGGGGGAAAGUGACUUAUUGGAACCAAAUGAUGAAGAUGGCACAUCAACAACUGAAGGCUCUGACAGUUUUCAAGACCUCUAUGGCACCCAGGACACAAAUAACGGCUAUGAUGAUAGUAUGUUUAAUUCAAGUGAACACGACAGUGCAGACUAUGAAGUAGGACACAGUGGUGAUGAUGAUGAUGAAGAUGGACCCCAGGGAGGAGAGGACAGUGAUGAUGAGGGGGUCAUUAUUAUAGGAAAUGAUUAUGAUGUUGGAGGUGAGGUACACCAGCAUGGGCACCACGACGAUGUUGACGGAAAUGAGGAAGACCGAACGCUCUUGGAGGACUCUCAGCCCGAGUUACCACAUAUUUUAAAAAUUCCUGGGAAAAAUGGUCAACAAGGUAGCAAACAAUUCCAACUAUUUCCUGUUCGGGAGUCAAGCUCACACCAGCGUCCUCCAACCAUCAUCAAUGAAACUUCAGCAAGAGCAAGAUGUUGGUGUGAUAAAAGCUUCAGAUUACAAAUUAAGCAAGCAGAGCGACAGAAGAAGAGAGAGGAGCGACUCAGGUUGCGAUUGGAGCGGCAGCGGGUGAAACAAGAACGUAGACAGCAAAAGGAAAAGAAGAAGUUGAGGAAGUUGAAAAACAAUCUGGCACAGUGUAACUACACAAUGCUCAAUUGCUACACUCAUGACAAUGACCACUGGCGUACACCUCCACUUUGGCACGAUGGAAAGUUCUGUUUCUGCAUGAAUGCUGCCAACAAUACGUACUGGUGUGUGCGCACCAUCAAUGAGACCCACAACUUCCUCUACUGUGAGUUUGUCACUGGUCUCGUCACUUACUAUGACCUCAAUAUUGAUCCAUAUCAGCUCCGAAAUGUGGCAUUCACACUCACCAAUAAACGGCUGGCAGAGCUUCAUCAUCGUCUGGAAACUUUACGGACGUGUUCUGGGGCUGUCCAGUGUGAUGAUCUACCACACUCACAGGUUAACAGAAACAGCAGGAAGUAUAAUGAACAAGAUGAAAUUUAUAGUGAAACAGAUGAGUUAAGUAACAGAGUUAAUAUUUUAGUUGAUUCACAACCUAAUAAAAAUCAAAUUCAUCAACGAGAAGAACGUCGUAGACUCCGUGAAGACCGGUUCAGACAGCGGGAAGAGCGACGCAGAAUACGUAAAGAAGAAAAAAAAUGGAGACGAAACCAGUUAUAUGAAUCUAAAGGUAGACACAUUCUAGGCACAGUAGGUUCAGAGAGGCGUGUUGUGCGCCUGCCAAGGAAGAGUCGUGUUCAGGAAAGAAAACGGCUAAAAAAGGAAAGAAGAAGGGAGAAGCGUAGAGAACGUAAAAGGAGGAAGAAAUCUAAGAAUGACAGGAUGCCAUUAAGUGGAUAGCCAAUAUUAGGCCACCUAAUGUAUUCCAAAUAACCAUCUCAAGGUGGCAGUGGCCAUAGUAAUUUUACAUUUGUAAGUAUUUCAAAUGUCCUUCUCUGACACAAAUUAUUUGCAACAACGAAUUCUAGUAGAUUAGAAUGAUUUAGUAUUUGUAUAUUGUAGAAACUUUUAGCUCCCAAUUCUAGCAAGUCAAUUUGAGGUAAAUAAUUACCUUUAUAUUUGUGUCUCUGGAACACCACAUGUCAGUUGUUAAGACUUGUGAUACCCCAUCAAAAAGAUACAAUCUUGAUCUAGGAAGGACUAUGAGGAUGUCACUAUUUCUGGUGUACAUAGAGCUAGUCACUGUCAUGAUACGGCCCCAUACUAGCUCAUCUUGUUGCUAGAAUUGUCAAAGCUAGUCAUUGUUAUGCCAAGGCCCCAUGACUAGCUAACCUUCUUGCCUAACAGUUGUCACUGGGAGAUAACAUUAAGAAACUUGCAUUUGUUUUAUAUACAAGCACUCACAACUUUUAGCAGUUUUGUUGUUGGGGUAAUCUGGAAAUUAUUUUUUUAACUUGAUUUGCAUAUAAGGUUACUAAAGCUUUAGAUACAUUUGAUGUGCUGACUGUGAGACAUCAGAUUAAGUGCACAUUGUGAACCUCUUUAUAAACCAUAUUUUAGUAUGUACUGUACUUGGAUAUUGUGUGCUAGUUUGCAAAGUAUAUGCCCAGUAAUAUUGAUGAUAGUAUGAAUGAUAAAAGGAACAGUUAUAAUCAUUGACAAUAAUGGUGAUAGUACAGUAUAAAUAAAGAAUAGUUCAAACUUCAGAACAUGUUCACUUUUACAGUACAGUAUUGUGUAACAGUAAAGUUCAUCAAAACAUGAGGCUCAUUUGAAUUAUUUUAAAUGAUCUGACUCAGUGUAGUACUUGCUUAAUAUACUCAUGUGAUGUGUUCAUAGCAUUUAUACAGUAUGUGUGUCCAGAGUAUAGUUGGCCUGAGACAACAAUUAAUUAUGUGUACAGUAUAUGUGUUGGAAUGAGACAACAAUUAUUUGUUUAUGUGCUGGUUGAACAUGACAACAAAUAUUUUAAUGUUUAUGUGCUAGUUGGACUUAGAAGACUUAUUUCUUGUUUAUUUAAUACUUGGUAGGACCAAAGAUGAUAUAACAUUAAGUUGGGUCACACAUUAUUGCUCAGUACAACUUCUAGUAUUGCUACUCUGUGUCCAAUGUAUAAAUGACAUCAAGUACUUUAUCAUAUGUAGCAGCACGACUGACCUGCACAAUUUAGUAUCAAAAUAUAUUGCUACAUAAUUAGAUGAAGUUCUGGACACAGGCCUUCUUCCAAAAGAGACACAAGUAAUUGUCACUGUUAGCCAAUUACAGUACAGUAUGUGUAAGAAUCAAUUAUUCUUGAUUCCUCCAAAAAGUGUCCUAAAUGUUGUUUUUUGUUUUUUCAAAGGAGAGGGGUUAGAAUGUCAGUGGCACACUUGCCUCUUACUGCUAUGAUAUGGAUUAAAUCCCAGGUCAGAUGUGACAAGGGUGUCAUAUGUAACCUUACUGAACAUUACAGGCUUUCUCCAGGUAAUCUAGUUUCCUUCUUACAAACACAGCACCAAUAAAGGACAAACUCACCAGGAACAAUUGAGGGAUUAAACUAGCCACUGGCUCCUCCCAUUAGAAAGGUAAAUUACCAUUCUGGAGCAAGGAUGACACAUUGAAUCUUCCAUAAUACUAAUGGUAGCAUACUAAAAAUCCUUUUUAGGUCUAUCAAUCCCUGGUUUGGUUUAAACCAUGCUCCAACCUUCCAAGCAUGAGUACAGUAUAAAGUAAGAUAAUUAAAUUUUUUUUAUUUUAUAUAAUGAAAUGUUGAAGGUUUUAUAUGUUUAACCCUUAUCCCCCAGGCAUAUCCCCACCCCCCCUCAUGUGGGCAUGUGGAUGUUUUUCUCCAUGCACAAUUCCAUGAUAAUAACAUGCAGUGAUGAUCAGGGAACAACUUCCCUACCUCUAUCACCCUCUGAAUUGUGAGACGGAGAAGUUCUGUUCACAUGUCCACUCUGUGACUUAGAACAAAGGUUGGGAACACCAUACAAUUUAAUAAAUGUCAUGGCGGAAAUCGCCUACGUUACUGUUAAUAGAUAUGGACUGCAGUUUAAGGGUUAAGAUAAUGAUAGUGACAAUCCACAAGCUCUCUUUGUAAUGGUCAUAUUACCAUUAUAUUUACUAUUUGGUGACUAUAAUAUUAUGUAACAAUCAUAUACCCUGUUCAAACAGAUACUUGCAAAACAACCGUAUUACACCAAAAAUUGUCGGAAAUCUAAAAUUAAUAUAAAGAUUAACUCACAGCUUACUGCACCUGGGUGCUGUUUUGCUUUAUUAAUAUAAAUGGUACAUUAUCAAGAUUUUUUGUUAUUUUAGCACAGAUUGCAUUCAGUGAUAAUAUUUUGAAAUAUCUAUGAGGACAUAACAUCCAAAACAUGUGUAAUUUUCUUUUCUUUUUUUCCUGAAGGAAAUUGUCAUGAUCAGUAGAGAUUUAACACUUGAUAAAAAUGUAUCUGGCGGAAUUAUUUUAAAUGUAUCAUUGUAAAUAACCGGCGUACUGUACAAGAAUUUUCCAUCACAAAAUGAUCCACAAUAUAUUGGAAAAGAGCCAUGUCAUGGAAUAUGGAGAAUGUAUCUUUUUUUUUAUACAUACCAUAGGAAAAAAGCAUGCAUGUCACAUGUGGAUCUGUCAAAAUACACCAAAACUGGGGAAUGAAAAGGCCUAAGUAACAAUUUUAUUUUUAUUAUCUCAAUAUAAGUCAUACAUUAAGAACAUUUUCUUUAAUUCAUUUGCAAGGCAUUCUUCAAGUACAGAAUCUUGUUAGCAUAGGUUGACUUCCAGACAAGGAAAACUAUCCAUAUUAAGUGAGUGUGGUAAAUAUUUUGACGUUUGCCAGUUUACCACCACAAUUGUGCAAAUUAUUUGACAUUGAUCACAUGACAUAUUGUUAUAUCAUCUUUGAUUUGACAGUUGAUUGUUAUGAAAUAACUGUUAGAUUAGUUAGCUGAAUGAUUCAUUCAAAAGUUUUAUUAUUCACAUUUCAUUCAUACUUAUCAGUAGAAACAAAUUUUAUUUUUAGUUGAUAUAAUUCACAUCACCCACCUGUGCUUUCAUGCCACAAUGUAACCCUUCAUCAUGCAGUAGCCGCAGACAAUUACCACAAAUUUACAUUUGUUUGUCCAUCUUUAUAAGUGCUGAGAUGCCAUUUCCUAUUAAUACAAGAGAUUACUAAUGCAAAAUCUUUGCCAAACACUAACCAUCACAACUUUGGUGGAAUGCAGUGGUCAAGGGUUAUUUUUAUUUCAUACAUCAACUUUGGCGUUGUAGUGAAAACAAGUUGUUGGAACUGUUGACUUUUCACAGCAGUAUUGUAUUGAGAAAAGGUUUUAAUGACCCCAAAUAUUUUUUUAUAUAUUUAUGUGCCAUGUCUUUAUUGCUUUAUUUUAGAAAGCUAUAAGAAAGGGAUUAAUGUAUGUGCUAGUGUUUUUUGUGAUUUUUAUUGCUCUCUAAUUUUGUGAUCAGAUGGUGUUUCAAAGGUACCUCAACAUUUGUAAAUACUUGUAUUUACAAGCAGAAUAAUAUUAAUUAAAGAGUAAAUGGUCUUAUUGCAGGAAGAGGCAAUUGUUAAGUAUUAAGAGAAUUUCUAGUAUGUUUCAAUGUUUUAUAAUGAAUGAGAAUAACUUGGACAAUAAAAAUCAGCAAAUUAC
Molecule: messenger RNA, 8356 nt
Organism: Homarus americanus (American lobster)
Lineage: Eukaryota; Metazoa; Arthropoda; Malacostraca; Decapoda; Nephropidae
Gene: Sulf1
Product: extracellular sulfatase Sulf-1-like
Exons: 22
Coding region: 257-4627 (1456 amino acids)
Molecular function (GO): glycosaminoglycan binding; N-acetylglucosamine-6-sulfatase activity
Source: RefSeq, a predicted model, not a curated record